Messenger RNA from Spinacia oleracea (spinach), 2169 nucleotides. Its product is annotated as COBRA-like protein 6. Gene Ontology annotation, cellular component: plasma membrane. Lineage: Eukaryota; Viridiplantae; Streptophyta; Magnoliopsida; Caryophyllales; Amaranthaceae. The record is from RefSeq and is a predicted model, not a curated record. Gene Ontology annotation, biological process: plant-type cell wall cellulose biosynthetic process; cellulose microfibril organization. The transcript has 6 exons. Bases 384 to 1661 code for a protein of 425 amino acids.
UAACAGAUUGAAAAAAAAGUUGAUUGGUGAAUUAGCAUAAAUGGUAACAAAUAUUGAAGAAUUACCACAUAUCAUUUAUUCCUCUCUAAGCUUAAUUUGCUCACUCAUUUCCAUUUAUACUUACCAUACAAGAACUGAGGAGUGAGAAAACCAGCCAUACUCCAACCCAUCAAUUAUUCGAGUCUAUUAAUAAUAUAGAUUUGUAAUUUUUCUCAAAGAAGUAAGAAAUUCAAACACAAAUUUUUGAAAAACUUUGGAUCCUCUCUUUUCAUUGAUCCAUUGAUAUUUUUUUUAACUAUUAUUUUGAACGAGCCACAAGGACAUUUCAUUGAUUCAUUGUUUUUCUUUCAAACGAGUCACAAGGAAAUUUCGUUGAUUUAACAAUGAUGUUAAAGUUUUGUCUGUUCAUCUUCUUUACUAGUCUCGGUCUCACGUAUAAUCUCAGUUAUGGGUACGACCCGCUUGAUGUGAGAGGGAAUGUAACAAUUCAAUGGGAUAUUACGGAUGUGAAUCCUGACACGUACAAUGCAGACGUAACAAUAUAUAAUUAUCAACAAUAUCGACACAUUGAGUGGCCUCCAGGUUGGAGAUUAAGCUGGGAAUGGCAGAACCAUGAAGUUAUAUGGAAUAUGCAAGGUGCAGAAGCAAAGGAGCAAGGAAUAUGUAACAAAUCAUUAGGAGCAUCACCUCCUCAUUGUUGCUUGAAGCAACCUGUAAUCAUUGACCUUCAACCUGGAAGUAAGCUUAAUAAACAAGCAGCUAAUUGCUGCAAAGGAGGGGUGUUAACUUCAAUGGCUCAAGAUCCUACCAUGUAUGCUUCACAUUUUCAGAUGACUGUGGGGCUUGCUUCCACUUCCAGUGACACCUCUCAACUUAAUAUGCCAAACAAUUUCAAGUUUGGUACUCCAGGUUAUACAUGUGGUGAUUCUCAGCAGGUUUUUCCUCCUACUAAGUUCCCCGAGGAUGAUGGACGCCGAUGGAGGCAAGCACUUAGUACAUACAGGGUCAUCUGUACUUAUUCUCAAUUUAAAGCAGCACCUGCCCCUUCUUGUUGUGUUUCUCUAUCUGCAUUUUAUAGCUCCGCUAUAUCAUUCUGUCCCAACUGUAGCUGCGGCUGUCAACAACAACCUGGCUUAUUAUGCAUCAAGAAAGGGCAAAUACCUCCAAUAUUGGCGAAAUCAAAGGACCCAGAUUAUGUAGCGCCUCCUCUGGUGAAUUGCACUAGUCAUAUGUGUCCAAUUCAUGUACAUUGGCAUGUCAAGGAGAGCUAUAAAGAUUAUUGGAGGGUCAAAAUUACGAUCAUGAAUCUUAAUGUACGUAAGAAUUACACCACAUGGAACUUGGCCGUUGAGCAUCAGAACCUCGCUCAUCUGUUGCAGGUUUUCAGCUUUAAUUACAUGCCCCUUACUCAGGAUCGCCCAACCAAUGAUACUGGACUGUUCUGGGGGAUACAACACUACAAUGAUGUGUUGCUGCAAUCAGGACUAAGCGGGAAUGUGCAGAGUGAGCUGCUACUGAGGAAAGUACCUGGGACUUUUACCUUUGAUGCUGGUUGGGCAUUCCCCAAGAGAAUUUAUUUCAACGGAGAAAACUGUGUAAUGCCUCUCCCUGUCGAUUUUCCCAGACUGCCUAAAGAGACUAGUCGCCAUGUCAGGCAAUAGAUCGCUCUAACAAAUGCACCCAUAUGUCAAUCACAUUGUUUCUUGGUAUGACAAACUUGUGUUCUUGCUAGAUAAGUAUGUAUCUCAGGUGUAUAUGCUCAAUUUUGCACUUCAACUGAACUGGAUCAUGUUUCGAGACCUUAUUUUUGGGAUGGACUUGUUUUGUAACUUUGCCAACCCUGGCUAGCUUUGUUAUGCAGAUUUCCAAGUAUGAACAACUUCCAAAACGUACAACACUUAUAUGACAAAAAGAAACUUCAUACAUGUAUACAGCAGAAACAAGCAUGAACACCACCCAAACGGCGAACAUCUAUUGGUAUCUCACUUCAUAGUCCAUACAUGUAGAACAAGAGGAGAAUAGGAAUACAUUAGCAUUACAGUUUAUGCUGUUCUUUUUCACAGAUUUAUGUGUUUCCUUACGUUCUUUUUAACAAUGGAAACUGCAUCUGUUGCUAGCCAUUGCCGAAAAGUUAUUAAUAAAGAUAUCUUAAAUAUGGAUUUUGAAUGA